Closterium sp. NIES-67 is the source of this 1216-nucleotide messenger RNA. NCBI's taxonomy places the organism in Eukaryota, Viridiplantae, Streptophyta, Zygnematophyceae, Desmidiales, Closteriaceae. The record is from the annotation of a GenBank genome assembly.
CCCAUCAAACGAUUUCACAUUUCGCGGUGUGGAGCAUUCGUCAUGCCGCCGCUUCCGUCGCCGCCAGAUUCGGCGAAGCCUGUCGAGAAUCCCUCAGCGGCGCAUGCUUCCGACCUCACUGACCCCGCCUCCGCUCUCCCGCCGACUCUCCCGCUCCCCCGAAGCUCCUCCUGCGGCGAGUUCCAAUCCGCCCGCCAUGCCGCAUUCCUCCUCCGCUACGGCCAGUGCCCCUGUAACGAAUGCGCCUGUAGUGAGCGCUCCUCCAUCGAAUGCGUCUGUAGCGGGUGCGCCUGUAGGAAGCGCGACUGUAGCGAGCGCGCCUGCCGCGGGCGCGGCGGUGGCGGAGCAGUACCGCGCGCUGCUGGAGAAGGCGUGCGCCAAGUUCGCGCGGCUGCGCGAGCUGCCGCUGUACGGGCGGCAACGGUGGGAGGCGCGCUUCCACAAGGCGUUCAGCGUGUACUCGCGCCUCUGGCGCUUCCAGCAGGAGCACCGCGCGCGCCUCGUCGACCACGGGCUCAAGCGGUGGGAGAUCGGCGAGAUCGCGUCGCGCAUAGGGCAGCUGUACUACAACUACUACCUGCGCACGGGCGACGCGAGCUACCUGCUGGAGGCGUUCAUCUUCUACGACGCCAUCCACAGGCGCGAGUAUUUCCGCGAGGCGGCGCGCGGGGAUGCGGCGGUGGCGCACAAGCAGCUGCGGUGGCUGGCGCGGUUCACAGUGGUGUGCGUGCUGCUGGGCGGCGGGAGAUGCUGCGCCAGCUGCUGUGGCAGCUUAGGCUGCUCGUCGACGACUAUGCGCGCGCCUUCCAGGCGGCGGACGCGGCGGAGUGGAAGGGCGUGGUGCACGAGGCGGUGCGCUUCCUGCGCGCCGACUGGCCCUCCGACUGCCCGCGCCCGCUGCGCUACUCCGUGCUGCUCGACCCACCGCCGGCGCGCUGCCCCCCGUCGCGACGCUCAUGGCGCCCGGCGCCCCGCGCGCGCUGGCCCUGCAGGAAGUCGUCAUCACGUCCUUCUACCCGCUCGAGGUGAAGCUGAGCGAGCUCACGCUGGACGCCUUCCGCGUGCUGCAGGCCGUGGAGUGGCUGCCCAGUGGCUUCUUCGUCAAGACGGCACAGGGGGGGGUCGCCACGCAGGGCUUCAGCGCUGCAGGGGGCGCGGGGGGCGGUGGUGCGGGUGGUGAGGGCAGGGAAGGGGGCGAGGGGCCGCGCCUGGUGGG